AUGUCUAUAACACCGAUCAUCACUUUCAAAGCGGGCAUCUGUGACCUUGAGACUCAGUCAUCAAGUACCCAGGCCAAACCUCAGCAGACACCCGGUUACCUCUACCUCUAUUCCGAAGAUGAACUGAUUCACUUCUGCUGGCGCCCCAGGAGCGCUCCUCACACAGAACCUGAGCUGGAUUUGGUGAUGGUCCCUUCCGAUGCGACAUUUACACCCUAUCGCCCAGAUGGAAAGCCUACAAACGGCCGAAUUUACGCUCUCAAAUUCUCCUCAAGCUCUCAGCGGUAUCUCUUCUGGCUUCAAUCCAAAUCCCAGCAUGAUGAAGCCGAUCCAACUUUCUGGAGCGCAAGGGACCUCAAGCUGGGUUCGAUUGUCAACAAGCUUCUUCAAGGCGAAGAGUUCGAUGUAGAGAGGGAGAUUGCAACUAUCCCGCGAGGUCCAUCCAACGGUGAUGACGAUGAAACAAUGGAGGAUGUUGAAGGUGUGGACCAUGACCCAAACCAUCCUCGCGGAGGUAGCGGUGGUGGUGCAGGACCGGAUGCCACCGGGGGAGAUGUGAGAGAGGAGGGACAGGAAUCGAGAGAGGGCGGGGCAGAUGGCGGAAGAGCGGCUGCCAUUGACUCCGAUGCUUCAGCUGUGGUGCAGAACUUCCUAAGAUCAUUUGGAGGAAACCAGUCCCAACAAGCCGAGCAACCAUUUACUACAUUGCAAGACCUCUUGCCUCCUUCGACCACGCUACCUUUUCUGGACACACUGGAUGCCGAAGGCGUUGACAACCUCCUGAAAUUCUUGCCCCAAGAGCUUCUCAUCCUCGCGCUGCAGAUGGAAGGCCAGUCGACUGCCCAAAGCCACCCCGAAACUGCACAAGACGUUCUAAGCGCCCUCAAUCUCUCGCAGAAGAAGAGUAUUCUCAGGAAAGUCCUACAUUCGCCUCAAUUUACCCAGAGUCUCGCAAGUUUGACCGUGGCCGUCAGGGAUGGAGGAUUACCAAGUAUCAGCGAAGCUUUGAACAUUCCCGUUGAGAAUGGUGGAUUUAUGCGUCGGGGAGGUGUUCCGCUUGGAGGCGCCGACGCCAUGAAGGCGUUUAUUGAAGGCGUUCGGAAUCACGUCAAGGACUCGACACAAGGGAGCCGGAUGGAGACCGACUAA
Molecule: messenger RNA, 1149 nt
Organism: Aspergillus mulundensis
Lineage: Eukaryota; Fungi; Ascomycota; Eurotiomycetes; Eurotiales; Aspergillaceae
Exons: 3
Coding region: 1-1149 (382 amino acids)
Biological process (GO): ubiquitin-dependent protein catabolic process
Cellular component (GO): nucleus; cytoplasm; proteasome regulatory particle, lid subcomplex
Molecular function (GO): proteasome binding; ubiquitin binding; endopeptidase activator activity
Source: RefSeq, a predicted model, not a curated record